Balaenoptera acutorostrata (minke whale) is the source of this 708-nucleotide messenger RNA. RefSeq names its product potassium calcium-activated channel subfamily M regulatory beta subunit 2 (gene KCNMB2). Gene Ontology annotation, molecular function: calcium-activated potassium channel activity; potassium channel regulator activity. The coding region runs from base 1 to 708 and encodes 235 amino acids. Gene Ontology annotation, biological process: potassium ion transport; detection of calcium ion. The record is from RefSeq and is a predicted model, not a curated record. Lineage: Eukaryota; Metazoa; Chordata; Mammalia; Artiodactyla; Balaenopteridae. The transcript has 4 exons. Gene Ontology annotation, cellular component: membrane; voltage-gated potassium channel complex.
AUGUUUAUAUGGACCAGUGGCCGGACCUCUUCAUCUUACAGACAUGAUGAGAAAAGAAACAUUUACCAAAAAAUCAGGGACCAUGACCUCCUGGACAAAAGGAAAACUGUCACAGCACUGAAAGCAGGAGAGGACCGGGCCAUUCUGCUGGGACUGGCCAUGAUGGUGUGCUCCAUCAUGAUGUACUUUCUGCUGGGAAUCACACUCCUGCGCUCAUACAUGCAGAGUGUGUGGACCGAGGAGGCUCAGUGCACCUUGCUGAAUGCAUCCAUCACGGAAACAUUUAACUGCUCCUUCAGCUGUGGUCCGGACUGCUGGAAACUCUCUCAGUACCCCUGUCUCCAAGUGUACGUUAACCUGACUUCUUCUGGAGAGAAGCUCCUUCUCUACCACACGGAAGAGACAAUGAAAAUCAAUCAGAAGUGCUCCUAUAUACCUAAGUGUGGAAAAAAUUUUGAAGAAUCCAUGUCCCUGGUGAAUGUUGUCAUGGAAAACUUCAGAAAGUACCAACACUUCUCCUGCUAUUCUGACCCGGAAGGAAACCAGAAGAGUGUCAUCCUAACCAAACUCUACAGUUCCAACGUGCUGUUCCAUUCACUCUUUUGGCCAACGUGUAUGAUGGCUGGGGGCGUGGCUAUCGUUGCCAUGGUGAAACUCACACAGUACCUCUCCCUGCUCUGUGAGAGGAUUCAACAGAUCAAUAGAUAA